AUGGAGGCUGCGCCCGUCUCGCGCAGCUACUCGGUGCAUGCCAACCCGAGCGUCGAGGAUCUCUCCGUUCCCGAUGAUGUUAUUCCCGGCCAUCCGCUGGGAGUCAAGCCCAGUGGCAAUGCCCUGCUCGCCACACAAAACCUGCGCGAUGCCAUUGGCAUCUUUAACAUGUUGCCGGAUGAGUUGAUCUCGAUGCUCCUGGAGCAUCUCGAUGGUGCCGGCCUGUUGAGCGUGGGACGGACCUGUAAGGCGUUUUAUGCUUUCACUAGAGCCGAGGAUCUAUGGAAGGCUCUUUUUGUCGGGUCUCCUCCUGUCUCGUUCACCUGGAAUGGCACAUGGCGAUCCACCUACUUGAAGAUUCCCCCGUCCGAGGUGUGCAUCCUGGAUUGCUCGAGCCUGUACUCGGACGCUCUGCACCGUCCCUUCCAUUGUGCGCACAUAGCGUUAGAGCCUUAUGUCAACAACAUCCCUGCCCGGAACCAAAUCGCCCGUCUGCCUGAUCUAUCCUUCGAAGAAUUCAACGAGAAAUGGAGCGACACACCGUUCAUUCUGACCGAGCCCGUGAAGCAGUGGCCCGCGUACAAGACCUGGUCUGUCGAGAUGCUCCUGGCCGAGUACGGCGAGGCAGUCUUCCGUGCCGAGGCAGUGGACUGGCAUUUCUACAACUAUGUCGAAUACAUGAAAAACAACUCCGACGAGAGCCCUCUCUACCUGUUCGACCGGGCGUUUGUGUCCAAGAUGGGUCUCAAGGUGGGCCAGGACCCCGAGGCCACUUAUUGGCCUCCGCCGUGCUUCGGGGAGGAUUUGUUUUCUGUGCUGGGGAAGGAUCGUCCGGACAGACAGUGGUUGAUCAUUGGACCUGAGCGGUCUGGGAGCACCUUUCACAAGGACCCGAACGCGACCAGCGCAUGGAAUGCGGUCAUCCGCGGCUCGAAGUACUGGAUCAUGUUCCCGUCGUCGUCAAAGCUCCCCCCGCCUCCGGGCGUGUUCGUGUCCGACGACCAGAGUGAGGUGACAUCCCCACUCAGCAUCGCGGAGUGGCUGUUUGGCUUCCAUGCGGAGGCGCGACGCACUCCGGGUUGCAUUGAGGGGAUCUGCGGCGAGGGCGAGAUCCUCCACGUCCCCUCGGGCUGGUGGCAUCUGGUCGUCAAUACCGAACCCGCCAUCGCCAUUACGCAGAACUUCAUCCCCCGUGCGCAUUUGGGCUCGGCACUGGACUUCCUGUCCAACAAGGCGGACCAGAUCUCGGGGUUUAGAAAGGAUGUGCAGAACCCUUACGAGCGCUUCGUGGCACAGAUGCGGGAGUCGCACCCGGAGUUAUUGGAACAGGCACAGAGCGAGCUGGAGAGGAAGGCAGAGGGGAAGAAGAGGAAAUGGGACGAGAUCGUCCACGGCAAGACCGAGCAAGACGCAGAAGGCGCCGAAGGUGGGUUCAGCUUUGGGUUUGGUGAUGACGGGAGCGAUGUGGAAGUUCCCUAA
Messenger RNA from Aspergillus heteromorphus CBS 117.55, 1479 nucleotides. RefSeq names its product putative F-box and JmjC domain protein. NCBI's taxonomy places the organism in Eukaryota, Fungi, Ascomycota, Eurotiomycetes, Eurotiales, Aspergillaceae. Bases 1 to 1479 code for a protein of 492 amino acids. Gene Ontology annotation, cellular component: nucleus. The transcript is spliced from 2 exons. The record is from RefSeq and is a predicted model, not a curated record. Gene Ontology annotation, molecular function: protein binding; cis-regulatory region sequence-specific DNA binding.